AUGAACCCCUACAUCCUGGCUACCUUGCUGUUCUCACUCGGUCUUGGCACCACCCUCACCUUCGCUAGCUCACAUUGACUGCUCGCUUGAAUGGGACUAGAAAUUAAUACUCUUGCAAUUAUCCCCUUAAUAGCCCAACACAAUCAUCCCCGAGCUAUUGAAGCCACCACCAAAUACUUUCUAACUCAAGCCACCGCUGCCGCCAUAUUGUUAUUUGCAAGUCUUACCAACGCUUGACUAACCGGCCAGUGAGAUAUUCAACUUAUAUACCACCCACUCCCAACCACCCUGGCCUCUAUUGCUCUCGCCUUAAAAAUCGGCCUCGCCCCCCUUCAUGCCUGACUACCAGAAGUUCUUCAAGGAUUAGACCUUAUUACAGGGUUAAUUUUGUCAACCUGACAGAAACUUGCCCCCCUCGCUCUUCUUUUACAACUUCAACCUACAAACUCCUCACUACUUAUCAUUUUAGGUUUAACCUCCACCCUUGUAGGAGGAUGAGGGGGCUUAAACCAAACCCAGCUACGAAAAAUCUUAGCAUAUUCCUCCAUCGCCCAUCUCGGCUGAAUAGUCCUAGUCCUCCAGUUCGCCCCCUCCCUGACCCUUCUAACCCUAAUUACUUAUCUAGUAAUAACACUUUCAACAUUCCUCACUUUCAACCUAAAUAAAGCCACAAACAUUAACACCCUCGCCGCCUCUUGAGCAAAAACCCCUGUAAUCACUUCCCUCGCCCCCCUUAUACUUCUCUCCCUGGCAGGACUGCCCCCACUCACCGGCUUCAUGCCUAAAUGAUUAAUCCUACAAGAACUAACUAAACAAGACCUUGCCCCCACAGCAACACUAGCCGCAUUAAGUGCUUUACUUAGCCUAUACUUUUACCUCCGCCUAUCAUAUGCAAUAACCCUGACAAUAUCCCCCAACAACCUGACAGGAAUAAUCCCCUGACGACUAUCCUCUGCACAGUACUCUCUCCCACUAGCCAUUUCAAUAGUUAUUACUCUAACCUUACUUCCCCUAACCCCCCCUCUAACAGCCUUAUUUACUCUUU
This is a messenger RNA of Morone saxatilis (striped sea-bass), 1045 nucleotides long. NCBI's taxonomy places the organism in Eukaryota, Metazoa, Chordata, Actinopteri, Moronidae. The record is from the annotation of a RefSeq genome assembly.